AUGUAUAUGUGUGUGUGUCUGUGUCUGUGUGAUUCCUUUCAUUCUUUUCUUUUUCUUUCUCUCAUACUUUUUCUUUUGCUUUUUAUCUUUUUUUCUUUCUUUUUUUUCUUUUCCCUUCUUUCUUUUUCCUUCCUUCCUUCCUUCCUUUUUUUCUUUCUUCCUUUCUUUCUUUUCUUUCUUCCUUCUUUUUUUCUUUUUUCUUUCUUCCUUCCCUUCUUUUUUCUUUCUUUCUUUCUUCCUUUCUUUCUUUCUUUUUUUUUCUUCCUUCCUUUUCUUUUCUUUCUUUUCCUCUUUCUUCCUUCCUUUCUUUCUUUUCUUUUUCUUCCUUCCUUCUUUCUUUCCUUUCUUUUCUUCCUUUUUUUCUUUCUUUCUUCCUUUCUUUCUUCCUUUCUUUCUUUCUUUUUCUUUCUUCCUUCCCUUCUUUCUUUCUUUAUUUCUUUCUUCCUUCCCUUCUUUCUUUCUUUCUUUUUCUUCUUCCUUCCCUUCUUUCUUUUCUUUCUUCUUUCCUUUCUUUCUUUCUUUCUUUCUUUUUCUUUCUUCCUUCCCUUCUUUCUUUCUUUCUUUCUUUCUUUCCGUUUUGACUUUGUGUUUCUUUUUUCUCUUACUUUUCUUCUGUACUGA
This is a messenger RNA of Acanthosepion pharaonis, 621 nucleotides long. The record is from the annotation of a GenBank genome assembly. NCBI's taxonomy places the organism in Eukaryota, Metazoa, Mollusca, Cephalopoda, Sepiida, Sepiidae.